GCAUAAAACACCGUCCUUGCUAACUUGUCUCAGUAGGCUACCUUGUCCCAGUAGGCUACCUUGUCCCAGUGGCUACCUUUUCCCAGUAUUCUACCUUGUCCCAGUAUUCUACCUUGUCUCAGUAGGCUACCUGGUCCCAGUAUUCUACCUUGUCUCAGUAGGCUACCUGGUCCCAGUAUUCUACCUUGUCUCAGUAGGCUACCUGGUCCCAGUAUUCUACCUUGUCUCAGUAGGCUACCUGGUCCCAGUAUUCUACCUUGUCUCAGUAGGCUACCUGGUCUCAGUAUUCUACCCUGUCGCAGGAUGCAGGAGGACCGCGGCCGCUCACAGCGCCCAGGCCAGGCCGCCGGGCUGCUCUGCGGGAUUCUGUUUGUGGGCUCAGCGCUGCUGGUCCUCUGCUCGUCCUACCGCAGUCUGGACGGGAACCAGCAGCGUGUCGGCAGGAGUCUGGCUGGUCCAAAGACAGCGCCCAGCCGCUGCAGCCCUCCGCGGGAGAAGCCCGUGGCCUUCCUCAGUGGCCCAAAGAACGACCGGAAGUCGCCCAUCUGUAGGACUGUGAAGGAGGAGGCUGUGGUGCAGUGGGACAAGGAGCCGAAGCUGCGCGGGGGGUUCAAGUACGACGAGCAAGACCGCCUGGUGGUGCCCAUCAAGGGCCGCUACUGGGUCUACUUCCAGCUGAGCUACUCCAACGGGCAGGGCAACAAGUCCUGCAGGCCGCUGCUUCUCGACCAGGUGGUGUUCCAGGUCCGGGAGAGCUACGCCAAGAAAGAGAUCCUGUUACAGGCCAAGGACACCGUGGUAGACCCCCAGAACACCUUCAGCAAGACCCUGCAGGCCUCGGCCGCCUUCGACCUGGCCGCCGGAGACCGGCUGUUCGUAGUGACCAAUUCCCCAGGACUGCUCUCCACCGAGGGGCACCUUGGGGCCGACCUGGAGCUGUAGACCUGGAGACCUGGAGACCUGGCCCUGGAGACCUGGCCCUGGAGACCUGGAGCUGGAGACCUGGCCCUGGAGACCUGGACCUGGAGACCUGGAGCUGGAGACCUGGAGACCAGGAGACCUGGAGUGGAAAUUUGAGAGUCUGUUGCAUUGCCUUGCCUUGCCUUGUUGCAGGGGCGUUUCUAGACCUCAAACUCUCCUGGGAACAGGCCCCCAAUUACUCUAAUCCAACGAAAGAUGCAUGCUGCGUGUAUGAAAUGUGCUAUACAAUGUGCUAUACAAUGUGCUAUACAAUGUGCUAUACACCUGCUAUACACUGGCUAUAUGACCUCCCCUGGUUUAGUCAACUGUUACUGCAACUGCCAUAAUGCUGCUGCUGAAGCGGAAAUUACUAAUGCUAAAGUA
Gadus macrocephalus (Pacific cod) is the source of this 1344-nucleotide messenger RNA. RefSeq lists its product as uncharacterized. Lineage: Eukaryota; Metazoa; Chordata; Actinopteri; Gadiformes; Gadidae. The record is from RefSeq and is a predicted model, not a curated record. The coding region runs from base 304 to 942 and encodes 212 amino acids. Gene Ontology annotation, cellular component: membrane. Gene Ontology annotation, molecular function: tumor necrosis factor receptor binding. The transcript has 4 exons. Gene Ontology annotation, biological process: immune response.